AUGCCUUCCAUCGAACCCAAGAAUGAAGCUCGCCUGCUUCUAGUCUCGAACCGUCUGCCGAUCACCAUCAAGCGGUCCGAUGAUGGGAAAUAUGAUUUCUCAAUGUCUUCAGGAGGUCUGGUCAGUGGUCUGAGUGGACUUUCAAAGUCAACCACCUUCCAGUGGUACGGCUGGCCCGGUCUGGAGGUUCCCGAAGCCGAGAUCCCCGUCGUGAAGCAGCGCCUCAAGGAAGAAUACGGCGCUGUACCGGUCUUCAUUGACGAUGACCUGGCAGAUCGACACUACAAUGGGUUCUCCAACUCCAUCCUCUGGCCUCUGUUCCAUUACCACCCUGGCGAGAUCACUUUUGACGAAUCCGCCUGGGAAGCUUACAAGGAAGCGAACCGUCUUUUCGCAAAGGCUAUCUGCAAGGAAGUACAGGAUGGCGACCUGAUUUGGGUUCACGACUACCACCUGAUGCUGCUUCCGGAGAUGCUCCGCGAGGAAAUCGGCAGUACCAAGAAGAACGUGAAGAUCGGUUUCUUCUUACAUACACCGUUCCCUAGCAGCGAGAUCUAUCGAAUUCUUCCUGUGCGGAAUGAACUGCUCUUGGGUGUCCUGCAUUGCGACCUGAUUGGCUUCCACACUUAUGAUUACACGCGCCAUUUCCUGAGCAGUUGCUCGCGUCUACUGGGUCUUGCAACUACGCCCAAUGGCAUUGAGUUCCAGGGCAAGAUUAUCACAUGCGGAGCUUUCCCCAUUGGUAUUGAUCCUGAGAAGUUCAAGGAAGGGUUGAAGAAGGAGAAGGUCCAGAAGCGCAUUGCCAUGCUAGAGCAGAAGUUCCAGGGUGUGAAGCUGAUGGUCGGCGUCGACCGUCUUGAUUACAUCAAGGGCGUGCCCCAGAAGUUGCACGCGCUCGAAGUGUUCCUCAGCGACCACCCAGAAUGGGUUGGGAAGGUCGUGCUUGUGCAAGUUGCCGUCCCCAGUCGACAGGAUGUCGAGGAGUACCAGAAUUUGAGGGCCGUGGUGAACGAGCUGGUAGGUCGGAUUAAUGGAAAGUUCGGUACGGUCGAGUUCCAGCCUAUUCACUUCCUGCACAAGUCCGUCAACUUCGACGAACUCAUUGCUCUCUACGCCGUAUCGGAUGCCUGCAUUGUCUCAUCUACCCGUGACGGUAUGAACCUAGUGGCCUACGAGUACAUCGCUACCCAACAGAAGCGCCACGGUGUUCUGGUGCUUUCCGAAUUCGCCGGGGCGGCUCAGAGUCUGAACGGCAGCAUUAUCGUGAACCCCUGGAACACGGAAGAACUGGCAGGCGCCUACCAAGAAGCGGUGACCAUGAGCGAUGAACAGCGGGCGCUCAAUUUUGCUAAGCUGGACAGAUACGUGUCCAAGUACACCAGCGCAUUCUGGGGCCAAUCCUUCGUCACUGAACUCACCCGGAUAUCAGCUCACUCUGUCGAUAAGUUCCAAGCCAAGAAAUUGGCGGAAGCAGAUUCAAACGAAGGCGAUGUGCCACCUACGACACAAGACGCUGCAAACAUGCUUCCCCGAGAAAUUCUCGAAAUCCUCAACUGCAAACACCGCAAGCUCGCAACCAUUUGGGCGCCCAAGACCACCGGCACAGAAACACAAGCGCCCUCCCGACUGCGCAACUACGCCUCCGCCCUGAAAACCGGCACCGUAGUCUCCGUCGGCCGCAUGGACCGCACCGUGCGCGUCUGCCACCGCCACACAUCCUGGGACCGACACAUCCGCAAGUUCUACCCGCAGGAAACGCACUACCUAGUGUCAGACCCGCGCAACUCCCUCCGCGAAGGCGACAUAAUCGAGUUCUCCUCCGGCGCGCCCAAGAGCCGAAACGUGCACCACGUCGUCGAGCGCAUCAUCACGCCCUUCGGCGAGGCUAUUGCCGACCGUCCCGCUGUGUUGUCGAAGGAGGAGCGCGAGGCGGAGCGUGAGAAGCGCUGGGCGGCUAAGUAUCUGCGUCGUGAAUCGAAACGACUUGGUCGUCAGCUGGAUCUUGUGGAGGAGGCGGCUAAGGCGGGUGUUCCUGUGCCGGAGGGGGAGGUGCUUUCUACUGCGCAGUUGAUUCAUCGGAUUCAUGCGGAGAAUGAGCGCGUCGGGAAGGUUAAGAGGAUUGUGCAGGAGAGAGUCGCGGAGGAUGAGAGGGUGCAGGAGAGUCAAGAGGCUAAGCGCUGA
Penicillium mononematosum is the source of this 2181-nucleotide messenger RNA. RefSeq lists its product as uncharacterized. Bases 1 to 2181 code for a protein of 726 amino acids. The record is from RefSeq and is a predicted model, not a curated record. Lineage: Eukaryota; Fungi; Ascomycota; Eurotiomycetes; Eurotiales; Aspergillaceae. Gene Ontology annotation, cellular component: alpha,alpha-trehalose-phosphate synthase complex (UDP-forming); ribosome; cytosol. The transcript has 7 exons. Gene Ontology annotation, molecular function: structural constituent of ribosome; alpha,alpha-trehalose-phosphate synthase (UDP-forming) activity. Gene Ontology annotation, biological process: translation; trehalose biosynthetic process; cellular response to heat.